This is a messenger RNA of Osmerus eperlanus (European smelt), 1719 nucleotides long. RefSeq names its product vesicle amine transport 1 (gene vat1). The coding region runs from base 281 to 1672 and encodes 463 amino acids. Gene Ontology annotation, molecular function: oxidoreductase activity. The record is from RefSeq and is a predicted model, not a curated record. NCBI's taxonomy places the organism in Eukaryota, Metazoa, Chordata, Actinopteri, Osmeriformes, Osmeridae. The transcript is spliced from 6 exons. Gene Ontology annotation, cellular component: mitochondrial outer membrane. Gene Ontology annotation, biological process: negative regulation of mitochondrial fusion.
AACGUCUCAUCCCACUCACACUCUUUGUCAGAGCACGGAGUUAUCCACCUCUGGCCACUGUAGCCGUUGCGAGGCAGCCUCUAUUUCCAGACGAACCCCUUACUCUUGGGUUUCCAUGCAAGAACAGUGAAAAAAGAUUAACAUUCGAUUAUUCACUUUCUUUGCUAACUGCUCAACUGAGACAGAAAACGUAGCCAGGCCCUAAAAGCAGAAGAGAACAAUAGCACAAUAAGUGAAAAUCUGAAGACUUCGCCUAUACCUGCCUACAAAUACCCUCAUAAUGUCGGGCGAGGACGCACCUGCUCAGCAGCAAAACGCCGAGGAACAGAAGCAAGAUACCAAACCUAGCGAUGAGCCGAAAACUGAGUCCAAAGCGGAGACACCACCUGCCAGUGCCGCCGAGGCGGCAGCUACACCCGCAGCGACCGAGAAGGUCCCCGAAGAAGAUGUGUUCACUUACCGGUCCCUGGUCCUUUCCGGCUAUGGGGGCUAUGAUAAAGUGAAGCUGCAGGUGAAGAAGGGGAAGCCUGCACUGAAAGCCGGAGAAGUCCUGGUACUAGUCAAGGCUUGUGGACUGAACUUUGCCGACCUGCUGGCCCGCCAGGGUCUGUACGACCGGCUGCCGUCCCCCCCUGUCACGCCGGGGAUGGAGUGCUCCGGGGUUAUUGAGGCUGUUGGAGAAGAGGUGACAGAUAGAAAAGUGGGCGACAAGGUCCUGGUGCUCAACCGCUGUGGCCUGUGGCAGGAGGUGGCAGCUGUUCCUGCCUGCCAAACCUUCCUCAUCCCCGACGGAAUGAGUUUCGAAGAGGCCGCCGCCAUCCCUGUCAACUAUGUCACCGCCUAUAUGAUGCUGUUUGACUUUGGCAACCUGCGUCCCAACCAGAGCAUCCUCAUCCACUCGGCUGCAGGUGGUGUGGGCAUCGCUGCAACCCAGCUCUGUCAGACCGUGAAGGACGUGACCAUUUUCGGCACGGCAUCAGCCAGUAAGCACGAGGCCAUCAGCCAGGGCGGAGUCACGCACGCCAUCGACUACCGCACACGGGACUACGUGGAGGAGGUCCGCAAGAUCAGCCCCAAAGGGUUGGAUAUUGUUCUGGAUCCAUUGGGAGGCUCGGAUACCCACAAGGCCUACAACCUUCUGAAGCCAAUGGGCAAGCUCAUUACCUACGGGGCGUCUAACAUGUUGGCAGGCCAGAAAAAGAACCUCUUGGCGGUGGCUAAGACCUGGUACCACCAGUUCUCCAUCCACACCCUCAGCCUCAUUCAGGGGAACAAGUCUGUGUGCGGCUUCCAUCUGGGAUACCUGGACGGGGAGAUCGAGCUCAUUAGCCAGACCAUGAACUCCCUCCUGGAACUCUACCAACAGGGCAAGAUCAAACCUCGCAUCGACUCUACCUACCACCUGGAGCAGGUGGGCGACGCCAUGAGGAGGAUGCAGGAGAGGAACAACAUCGGCAAGGUGAUUCUCAUCACCGAACCCAUGGAGGAGGAGGAGAAGAAGAAGGAGGAGCCCAAGAAAGAGGAGAAAAAAGAGGAGAAGAAGAAGGACGACAAGAAGAAGGACGACAAGAAGAAGGAGGAGAAGAAAGAGGAGAAGAAGAAAGAGGAGCCCAAGAAGGAGGAGAAGAAGGAGGAGGAGAAGAAGGAGGAGCCCAAGAAGGAGGAGAAGUGAGGGUGGAGUGGAGUCAGGCAGACCGUCAGGGGGGCUCUUGUCCUGGG